Messenger RNA from Effrenium voratum, 5784 nucleotides. The record is from the annotation of a GenBank genome assembly. NCBI's taxonomy places the organism in Eukaryota, Dinophyceae, Suessiales, Symbiodiniaceae.
AUGGCGGAGCCCGCAGCGAAGAAGGCGCGCACCGGGCGCACUUUCCUUUUCUCCUCGGAGUCCGUGAACGAGGGCCAUCCGGACAAGAUCUGCGACCAGGUCUCAGAUGCGGUGCUGGAUGCGUGCCUGAAGGUGGACCCCAAGAGCAAGGUGGCCUGCGAGACUGCGACCAAGGACAACAUGGUCAUGGUGGCGGGCGAGAUCACCACGCAGGCAAAGCUGGACUACGACAAGGUGGUGCGAGGAGUGGUGGAGCAGAUUGGCUUCGACAGCUUUGUGGACGAUCUGUCCAGCGUGGACAGCAAGGGCUUGAGCUUCAAGACCUGCGAAGUUUUGGUGCGCAUCAACAAGCAGAGCCCGGACAUUGCGGGCGGCGUGCACGUGGGCAAGGAUGAGAUGGACGUGGGCGCAGGCGACCAGGGCAUCAUGUUUGGCUAUGCCAGCGAUGAGACCUCGGACUGCAUGCCCCUGACUCACUCCAUGGCCACGCGGCUCGGCAAGACCCUGACCGAUGUGCGCAAGAGCGGGGAGUGCUGGUGGCUGCGACCAGAUGGCAAGACCCAGGUGACCAUCGAGUACCUGCAGCACCCGGACGGCUCCGUGGAGCCCAAGAAGAUCCACACUGUGGUGAUCUCCACUCAGCACGCGGAGCCUCUGAAGGCCGUGCGCAGCAAGGAGUGCGCUGGCUACAAGGGCACAGAGAUGACUGCACCCAGCAUGGAGCAGAUGAACAAGGAGAUUGAAGAGAAGGUGAUCAAGCGCACGCUGGAGUCCAUCACGCUGAAGAGCGGCAAGUCCGCCAUCACCCUGUACGGCAGCCACACCCACCUGCACAUCAACCCUUCGGGCAAGUUCAUCAUCGGCGGUCCUCAGGGUGACGCAGGCCUCACGGGCCGCAAGAUCAUCAUCGACACCUACGGUGGCUGGGGUGCCCAUGGCGGUGGUGCUUUCUCGGGCAAGGACCCAACCAAGGUGGACCGAUCAGCGGCAUACAUCUGCCGGCAGAUGGCCAAGUCCGUGGUGAACAGCGGCCUGAGCGCCAGGUGCCUUGUUCAGCUGUCCUAUGCCAUCGGCGUGGCAAAGCCUUUGUCUCUCUUUGUGGAGACCUACGGCAGCGAGAGGGGAGAUCUUACGGUGGAUGACAUCACCAACAUCCUCAAGAUCGAGUUCGACUGCCGUCCCGGUGCAAUCGCACAGUCGUUGGCCCUGCGCGAGCCGAAGUACCAGGACACAGCUGCCUACUGCCAUUUCGGCCGCGAGGCAGUGACCAAGGCCGGCAUCAAGUUCUUUGAGUGGGAGAACCCGAAGGACCUUUCCAAGUACAAGGCCAUGAAGAGCGAUCAGGUGGAGGCUGCCUUGAAGAGCAGCAACUACCUGACGAAGUGGGUGCCCGCAGCGAAGAAGGCGCGCACCGGGCGCACUUUCCUUUUCUCCUCGGAGUCCGUGAACGAGGGCCAUCCGGACAAGAUCUGCGACCAGGUCUCAGAUGCGGUGCUGGAUGCGUGCCUGAAGGUGGACCCCAAGAGCAAGGUGGCCUGCGAGACUGCGACCAAGGACAACAUGGUCAUGGUGGCGGGCGAGAUCACCACGCAGGCAAAGCUGGACUACGACAAGGUGGUGCGAGGAGUGGUGGAGCAGAUUGGCUUCGACAGCUUUGUGGACGAUCUGUCCAGCGUGGACAGCAAGGGCUUGAGCUUCAAGACCUGCGAAGUUUUGGUGCGCAUCAACAAGCAGAGCCCGGACAUUGCGGGCGGCGUGCACGUGGGCAAGGAUGAGAUGGACGUGGGCGCAGGCGACCAGGGCAUCAUGUUUGGCUAUGCCAGCGAUGAGACCUCGGACUGCAUGCCCCUGACUCACUCCAUGGCCACGCGGCUCGGCAAGACCCUGACCGAUGUGCGCAAGAGCGGGGAGUGCUGGUGGCUGCGACCAGAUGGCAAGACCCAGGUGACCAUCGAGUACCUGCAGCACCCGGACGGCUCCGUGGAGCCCAAGAAGCCGUGCAGCAAGGAGUGCGCUGGCUACAAGGGCACAGAGAUGACUGCACCCAGCAUGGAGCAGAUGAACAAGGAGAUUGAAGAGAAGGUGAUCAAGCGCACGCUGGAGUCCAUCACGCUGAAGAGCGGCAAGUCCGCCAUCACCCUGUGCCUUGUUCAGCUGUCCUAUGCCAUCGGCGUGGCAAAGCCUUUGUCUCUCUUUGUGGAGACCUACGGCAGCGAGAGGGGAGAUCUUACGGUGGAUGACAUCACCAACAUCCUCAAGAUCGAGUUCGACUGCCGUCCCGGUGCAAUCGCACAGUCGUUGGCCCUGCGCGAGCCGAAGUACCAGGACACAGCUGCCUACUGCCAUUUCGGCCGCGAGGCAGUGACCAAGGCCGGCAUCAAGUUCUUUGAGUGGGAGAACCCGAAGGACCUUUCCAAGUACAAGGCCAUGAAGAGCGAUCAGGUGGAGGCUGCCUUGAAGAGCAGCAACUACCUGACGAAGAUGCGAGUGACUCUGGCAAAGAGAUCUGCAAGUGUGCAGUCUGCAGUCAUGGCGGAGCCCGCAGCGAAGAAGGCGCGCACCGGGCGCACUUUCCUUUUCUCCUCGGAGUCCGUGAACGAGGGCCAUCCGGACAAGAUCUGCGACCAGGUCUCCGAUGCGGUUCUGGAUGCAUGCCUGAAGGUGGACCCCAAGAGCAAGGUGGCCUGCGAGACUGCGACCAAGGACAACAUGGUCAUGGUGGCGGGCGAGAUCACCACGCAGGCAAAGCUGACUACGACAAGGUGGUGCGAGGAGUGGUGGAAGCAGAUUGGCUUCGACAGCUUUGUGGACGAUCUGUCCAGCGUGGACAGCAAGGGCUUGAAGCUCAAGACCUGCGAAGUUUUGGUGCCAUCAACAGAGCCCGACAUUGCGGCGGCGGCACGUGGGCAAGGUAUCGAGUACCUGCAGCACCCGGACGGCUCCGUGGAGCCCAAGAAGAUCCACACUGUGGUGAUCUCCACUCAGCACGCGGAGCCUCUGAAGGCCGUGCGCAGCAAGGAGUGCGCUGGCUACAAGGGCACAGAGAUGACUGCACCCAGCAUGGAGCAGAUGAACAAGGAGAUUGAAGAGAAGGUGAUCAAGCGCACGCUGGAGUCCAUCACGCUGAAGAGCGGCAAGUCCGCCAUCACCCUGUGCCUUGUUCAGCUGUCCUAUGCCAUCGGCGUGGCAAAGCCUUUGUCUCUCUUUGUGGAGACCUACGGCAGCGAGAGGGGAGAUCUUACGGUGGAUGACAUCACCAACAUCCUCAAGAUCGAGUUCGACUGCCGUCCCGGUGCAAUCGCACAGUCGUUGGCCCUGCGCGAGCCGAAGUACCAGGACACAGCUGCCUACUGCCAUUUCGGCCGCGAGGCAGUGACCAAGGCCGGCAUCAAGUUCUUUGAGUGGGAGAACCCGAAGGACCUUUCCAAGUACAAGGCCAUGAAGAGCGAUCAGGUGGAGGCUGCCUUGAAGAGCAGCAACUACCUGACGAAGAUGCGAGUGACUCUGGCAAAGAGAUCUGCAAGUGUGCAGUCUGCAGUCAUGGCGGAGCCCGCAGCGAAGAAGGCGCGCACCGGGCGCACUUUCCUUUUCUCCUCGGAGUCCGUGAACGAGGGCCAUCCGGACAAGAUCUGCGACCAGGUCUCCGAUGCGGUUCUGGAUGCAUGCCUGAAGGUGGACCCCAAGAGCAAGGUGGCCUGCGAGACUGCGACCAAGGACAACAUGGUCAUGGUGGCGGGCGAGAUCACCACGCAGGCAAAGCUGGACUACGACAAGGUGGUGCGAGGAGUGGUGGAGCAGAUUGGCUUCGACAGCUUUGUGGACGAUCUGUCCAGCGUGGACAGCAAGGGCUUGAGCUUCAAGACCUGCGAAGUUUUGGUGCGCAUCAAGCAGCGACAGGGCAUCAUGUUUGGCUAUGCCAGCGAUGAGACCUCGGACUGCAUGCCCCUGACUCACUCCAUGGCCACGCGGCUCGGCAAGACCCUGACCGAUGUGCGCAAGAGCGGGGAGUGCUGGUGGCUGCGACCAGAUGGCAAGACCCAGGUGACCAUCGAGUACCUGCAGCACCCGGACGGCUCCGUGGAGCCCAAGAAGAUCCACACUGUGGUGAUCUCCACUCAGCACGCGGAGCCUCUGAAGGCCGUGCGCAGCAAGGAGUGCGCUGGCUACAAGGGCACAGAGAUGACUGCGCCCAGCAUGGAGCAGAUGAACAAGGAGAUUGAAGAGAAGGUGAUCAAGCGCACGCUGGAGUCCAUCACGCUGAAGAGCGGCAAGUCCGCCAUCACCCUGUGCCUUGUUCAGCUGUCCUAUGCCAUCGGCGUGGCAAAGCCUUUGUCUCUCUUUGUGGAGACCUACGGCAGCGAGAGGGGAGAUCUUACGGUGGAUGACAUCACCAACAUCCUCAAGAUCGAGUUCGACUGCCGGCCCGGUGCCAUCGCACAGUCGUUGGCCCUGCGCGAGCCGAAGUACCAGGACACAGCUGCCUACUGCCAUUUCGGCCGCGAGGCAGUGACCAAGGCCGGCAUCAAGUUCUUUGAGUGGGAGAACCCGAAGGACCUUUCCAAGUACAAGGCCAUGAAGAGCGAUCAGGUGGAGGCUGCCUUGAAGAGCAGCAACUACCUGACGAAGUGGGUGCCCGCAGCGAAGAAAGCGCGCACCGGGCGCACUUUCCUUUUCUCCUCGGAGUCCGUGAACGAGGGCCAUCCGGACAAGAUCUGCGACCAGGUCUCCGAUGCGGUUCUGGAUGCAUGCCUGAAGGUGGACCCCAAGAGCAAGGUGGCCUGCGAGACUGCGACCAAGGACAACAUGGUCAUGGUGGCGGGCGAGAUCACCACGCAGGCAAAGCUGGACUACGACAAGGUGGUGCGAGGAGUGGUGGAGCAGAUUGGCUUCGACAGCUUUGUGGACGAUCUGUCCAGCGUGGACAGCAAGGGCUUGAGCUUCAAGACCUGCGAAGUUUUGGUGCGCAUCAACAAGCAGAGCCCGGACAUUGCGGGCGGCGUGCACGUGGGCAAGGAUGAGAUGGACGUGGGCGCAGGCGACCAGGGCAUCAUGUUUGGCUAUGCCAGCGAUGAGACCUCGGACUGCAUGCCCCUGACUCACUCCAUGGCCACGCGGCUCGGCAAGACCCUGACCGAUGUGCGCAAGAGCGGGGAGUGCUGGUGGCUGCGACCGGAUGGCAAGACCCAGGUGACCAUCGAGUACCUGCAGCACCCGGACGGCUCCGUGGAGCCCAAGAAGAUCCACACUGUGGUGAUCUCCACUCAGCACGCGGAGCCUCUGAAGGCCGUGCGCAGCAAGGAGUGCGCUGGCUACAAGGGCACAGAGAUGACUGCGCCCAGCAUGGAGCAGAUGAACAAGGAGAUUGAAGAGAAGGUGAUCAAGCGCACGCUGGAGUCCAUCACGCUGAAGAGCGGCAAGUCCGCCAUCACCCUGUGCCUUGUUCAGCUGUCCUAUGCCAUCGGCGUGGCAAAGCCUUUGUCUCUCUUUGUGGAGACCUACGGCAGCGAGAGGGGAGAUCUUACGGUGGAUGACAUCACCAACAUCCUCAAGAUCGAGUUCGACUGCCGUCCCGGUGCAAUCGCACAGUCGUUGGCCCUGCGCGAGCCGAAGUACCAGGACACAGCUGCCUACUGCCAUUUCGGCCGCGAGGCAGUGACCAAGGCCGGCAUCAAGUUCUUUGAGUGGGAGAACCCGAAGGACCUUUCCAAGUACAAGGCCAUGAAGAGCGAUCAGGUGGAGGCUGCCUUGAAGAGCAGCAACUACCUGACGAAGUGGGUGGACUAA